Messenger RNA from Triplophysa rosa, 2824 nucleotides. It is a transcript of the gene gja10a, whose product is annotated as gap junction protein alpha 10 a. The coding region runs from base 1297 to 2748 and encodes 483 amino acids. NCBI's taxonomy places the organism in Eukaryota, Metazoa, Chordata, Actinopteri, Cypriniformes, Nemacheilidae. The record is from RefSeq and is a predicted model, not a curated record. The transcript has 3 exons. Gene Ontology annotation, cellular component: connexin complex. Gene Ontology annotation, biological process: cell communication.
UGUCCUUUUUGAUGGGUUGAAAAUCCUGACUAAAUAGCACCAAGUAGCCUAAUCUCAAUAUAACAAAACAUCGCUGGAUUUCACAGUGCACAAUGUGCAAUCAACGCAAUUAGAUCAAAUGAACAAGCACAGGAUGAACUCAUUAGGUAACGCCGCGUCCCCGAUGUGACUUCUGGCAUUUGCAGUUCAAGCUUCUGCAAAGGAAAAUCAAAUCAAUCUUCACUGGUCCCGCCAGCAUGUGAUGGAAAGCUAAUAAAAGACCCUCGGGCACGACCGGUCAUUUCAUGAAGCACGUAGUGUGAUCAGUUGUGAAAGGUUUGAACCAGGAUAACAGACUCGCGUGCGCACGCCGAUUGGUGGAUCCGGCUCCUCGCUGUCGUUUCGAUAUAAAACCGUGCUUUUUGAUCAAUUGUCGUUGGAUUUGCACGAUGUCGUGGAAAUAUACUUUUAAUGAGAUUUGUGCCAGAGGAAAACAGACAAAGAACGAGCUCAACAAAUCACAGCAGUAUUGAUAUUGAGUUUGGGGGGGAGAGGCUGAUGCAAUCGAGCGCAAGGUCUUUCAUUUGACAUUGAACGUUCGCAAAUGUAAACAACAUGGAAAGAUGUUGGCACAAACUCACUGGGGAACAGAAAGGAAAACGAUGAAAUAGGGUUAUGUUUUUCAUAUUAUUCUUUUUUUAAAUCAUGUCUCGUGUGGUAGGUUAGAUAAAAAUAUAUUUCGAUAGAGGCAUGCAUAAUGUUACAACAUUGCAUAUUGUAGAUAAUGCACUUUAACGAAAUAUGAUGUAAAUGUGCGCUCAUGUUUUAUAAAAAAAAACUAUUUUUGAUAUCAACACGAUAGAUGAAAAAAGAGCAUUUUCAACUAAAUGGUUGGAGAACACUAUCACCAUAUUUUGAGGACAGAAUAUUGUAUCGACUGCAUGAGGGACAUUUGGUUGGUUGGCAUCGUGGGCAACUUUUUCUGUAUGAGGGGGAGCUUUUUUCAGCCGUUGCUUGAUAAGAUCCGCCAUAGGCAUUGUCCCUUCACUUUCAGAUCGAUUUCUACAUCCCGUGAACUCUGUGCUUGCAACCGCUGGGGAACAUUCGCUGUUGCCGACAUGAUGCAGAGAGACCAUCUGUACUUUUAAGUGCAGCUUCCAUGGUUUUGAAAUGAGGGAAAGAUUUUCCUUGUUAGGGAAAACAUGCUUGUUUAUAUACCGCGGACUCUAGACAGCAAAUCCCACUAAAAAUACUCCAAAAAAGGCCAACUCACGAAAUGCAUUUCCCCCCUCAAAGUAUGGACAUGUGGCGGUGAAGAUGGGGGACUGGAACUUGUUGGGGAGCAUUUUAGAGGAAGUUCACAUUCACUCCACCAUCGUGGGGAAAAUCUGGCUGACCAUCCUGUUCAUAUUCCGGAUGUUGGUUCUCGGCGUGGCGGCCGAGGACGUUUGGUUGGAUGAGCAGAGCGAGUUCGUCUGCAACACGGAUCAACCGGGAUGCAAGAACGUUUGCUACGACCAGGCGUUCCCGAUAUCGCUGAUACGCUUCUGGGUGCUCCAGAUCAUUUUUGUGUCGUCGCCUUCGUUGGUCUACAUGGGACACACACUGUACCGACUGAGGUCUUUGGAGAAGGAGAGACACAAAAGAAAAAUCCAGCUCAGGGCCGAGCUGGAAGAGACGGAGACCCUGCUAUUGGACUACAAGAAGUUGGAGAAGGAACUUAGGUGGUUAGAAGAGCAGAGGAAAAUGAAGAAGGCUCCGUUGAUGGGCUCUUUACUCCGCACAUAUAUUAUUCAUAUCCUUACUAGAUCAGUUUUGGAGGUGGCGUUCAUCGUGGGACAGUAUAUCUUUUAUGGCAUAGGAAUGGAUCCUUUGUACAAGUGCGAGAGGGUGCCUUGCCCUAACAGCGUGGACUGUUACGUCUCCAGGCCGUCAGAGAAGACCAUCUUCAUGGUCUUCAUGAUUGUCAUCGCAGGGGUUUCUUUGUUUCUGAACCUCUUGGAAAUAUCCCACUUAGGGGUGAAGAAAAUCAAACAGACUCUAACUGGUCUCCAGCUCGCUGAGGACGACAGUCUUUGCAAACCCAAGCAAUCGAACAUUCAGCAGCUGUGCGUGACGACAUACUUGUCGCCCCAUAAAAACCUGCAGUUGAAGACUUUUAUCCCUCAGGGGCAAAUAGACCCUGAAACGUUGUUCCUGACCGGCGCUUGCGUGGGCUCGAGCAACGACAUGCCAAGAUACAACAGUUUUGCCGCAGCCACCCUACCAGUGUCCUGCGUGACCCAACAACCUCGCCAAAUGCGUCAGCCCAUGCAGGGCAUGAUUCAUGAACUGCAUUCGCAAGCUUCCAUGGACCAGCUAGAUGACAGUCGUAACCAGCAUCUAGAAAGCAGUAAUGGCUCAGAGAGGGACAUCAGACCUUUAAACUCGGGUCAUUUGGGUUAUAAAGGUCAGCACGCCCAAGGGCCUUGCCAUACUGAAAUACCAGCCUGCCUUCGCAACGCUCUGCACAGGCCCAGCCGCGUGCCGGACCUGGGGGAUGACGUUAUGGAUUCCUCCGAGAGCGACUUCUACCUGCAAAACAGGAAAGCCAGUUUCAUGGCCCGUGUGCCCUCAGACAGCGUGUCCGGGAGUCCGUCCUGUCCCUCCACCAGGAGCACAGAGUCCGAAUUGGGUUCGCUCAGCGACCUGCCCAUGAACCCACCACCAGGGGGACGCCGGAUGUCUAUGAGUGUGUUCUUGGAUAUCUCUUCAAUCAUGAAGAAGUGAAAUGAAGAUGGACAGAAGGACACCGGGAAUGUAACAGGCCGUUCACGAGCAGAACUGAAUGGAGAUAAACGCAGCU